AGAUUGUUCCUGCACCCUCGAAUGUCUACCAUUUUUCCGGGACGACUUAAACGUCACUACGUUCGCUGCCCAUAGAGUGCCUGCUUGCAUGGCCACCACUUUUUCACCGACAUGUCUUCAUAUCUCUCGCUUGUCACGUUCUACUUGGCUUCCUUUACUGCAGGAGCUGUAUUCAAUCGUCGCGCCCCAUACCUCAACACAACCUCUAUACCUGCCCUAUCGCUGCCUACUCAAACACCGCCCGUAGGCACCUCUCUAAUCACUCCAAAGGAAACUGGGCUGCACAGCGCCGAUGGCCCCGCUACAGGAAUACCUACAAAUCAUGACGUCUUGCGACCGACCGACAUGGUCACUUCGGAUUCACAGAUUCUAUCUGUCCCUUCAAAUAUCGCAUUAUCGUCUCCUAGUCAUGUACUAGCUGCGACUUCACAUCCAUUCCCCGUAUUUCACAAUGGCACGGCAAGACCCUCUACUGGCAAUUCAAGCGCAGCAUGUACAAUCAAUAUAUACGGUGCAAGCCUCGACUACUGGUUCAUGCCGACCUACAGCUAUCCAGUUGGAACAAUGGAAACUUCAGUAAUGAAUUUUUCAAAUUCUCGGUCAUUGACACUCGUGCCUCCGACCGCCACCUUUGACGUAACCAGUGCACUGUCGUCGGAUUUUGCAUGUACUUCCACAGAGUCAUAUAUUUCCACCUUUGACUUUACCUUGACAAUGUGCGAGGAAUAUACAGUAAGACCCAGUGCUGCUGCAACAUCCGUCAUCUACCGAUCAGAAGGAUAUGCGCCGUUUCCACCAGGAGGUGUCAUCCCUCUCGAAGAUGUUCCAUCAUAUGACUUGUACCAUCCAGACCUCUUUACAUCGGCCACGGCCGUUGUAACGCUUGCACCAAAUGUCACUCGGUCUGAGACAUCUGCAACGCCUUUCGUCUACUUCACGGCCUAUGAGGUUGAGACUGGCAAUGAAACAAAAACAGUACAGCUUCCGCUUGCGCAAGCCUAUCCUUACAGGCUCGAAAACCUUGAGGAAAAGGAUACUGCCAACGGUCCUCUACCGGAAGGUUUCCUGGAUCAAACACCAUACUCAGGAUGCCACGCUGGACAGCUCCAGGCUGCCGUAACUGUUCUUAUUGUUGUCAACCUAUACUACUUAAAUAGGCCGAACCAGGGCCCUCUCUUCAGUCACUUGGAGUCAUCAGUCAUUGGAUUCGACGAGCCACCUGUUCUCAUGAACGGCCAUGGCACAAGUCCAGGGGUUGUUCCACUCACAGUCGCUGACUGGGAUAUUCCGGGCACUAGUCCCAAACCCACGGAUGAUAGUUUGACGGCCAGUAAUCUUCAUGAUUUAGCUUCCGCAGCACAAGUACGUGGGCCCGCAUCAGUUACUGUGGGCUCGAUUGGAACAAAUCCCAUCAUAAUCGGCCCUUCCUCCGAAGUUGUAGUCGGUUCACAAACACUACAGCCAGGAGGCCCUGCCAUUAACGUCGGAGGUGGGACACCUGUUUCUCUAGCACCUUCGCCUACCGCUAUUUUUGUGGGCGACAAGACAAGUCAACUACCUCAAAUCUUUCCGUCGCCUGCACCGCCAGUGUUAACAAUUGGACCAUCUACACUAAUACCAAACGCCGCUACCCAAUUCUUCAUUGCCCCAGGUCAAACUUUGACCCCAGGUGGUGUCGCAACUGUCGAUGGUACAAUCGUUAGUCUUGCACCCUCGGCUUCCUUCGUUGUCAUUGGUGGCUCUACCCAAAUUUUGCCUACGGACUCUGCGCCGUUACCAAUCACAACCAGAGUGCCUCAGCUCAUAGUUGGUGGCUCGACAAUAGUAGCACAACCUACUCAAGUUAAGCCUGACACAGCCCCUACAUUUGUUGUAUCUGAACAGACAUUACUUCCUGGCGGAGCAGCUGUGACUUUCCCUGGGACUACACUUUCUUUGGACCCUUCUGGAAGUGUAUUGGUUGUCAAUGGGGCGUCCUCGACCAUGCAAGCGCAGACUGGGGCAGCCUUGUCACCACCCGCCAUCACCAUCGGUAACGAGAUAUUCAGUGCCCUCCAGAAGCCUUCAGAGCCAGUGUUUGUAGUCGCUGACAAGACUCUUAUUCCUGGAGGUCCAGCGAUAACAGUCUCUGGCACUACGUUAUCGCUAGCAUCAUCAGCCUCUUUCGUUGUGAUAAACGACGUGACAUCGACACUGGUUGACGCCGCUCCUUCACAUGUCAGUGCGCCGCCCCUGACAAUAGGAGAUGUGACGUUCAGGCCAUUGCCUGGCACCGCGACUGCGUAUCUGAUUGGAUCAAUACUGCUUAGUGCUGGCGGGUCAAUAGUCACAUCUGGAACAACCAUUUCACUGGCCUCUGGAGCUACAGCGCUGGUUGUCAAUGGACAGACAAGCUCCAUCUUACCCCAAGUCCAACCUGUAAUCACAAAUCCGCCUCUGCUUACUAUCGGUGCAGAAACAUAUACUGCAGCGUCUGGUGGCGGUACAGUAUUCGUAGUAGGAGGCGAAACCUUGACCCCUGGGGGAGCCAUUACAGUUGAUGGGACCACGAUAAGCCUGGCCAUUAGUGCGACAGAAUUGAUAUAUGGUAGUUCAGGUCGCAGUACCACAACGGCAUUGUUUCCGGCUACCACGACUCAAAGCCAGCACAUCACCAGCACUUCUGGAUUGAGCACAAGCGCAAGGACCUUUGAUGGGCAGGCAACAGCGACAAGUCAAAAAGGUGCAGCGUCAAGAUUGAGCAGCCAAUUGUCGAUCUCGAUUACCUUUGUUGCCCUCAUGUAUUCUGUUCUAGUUUGAGCCAAGCACAUGGUGUGCAACCAAAGUGCUCAAACUGCGUCUCCUGACGGCAGAAACACCACAGAGGCUCGUGGUGACUUGUUUGGGGAAACAAUAGUGUAUGUAUACAAAAACGUGGAAUAUCAGCAUGUAUGUCUGUUUCGU
This is a messenger RNA of Bipolaris sorokiniana ND90Pr, 2943 nucleotides long. RefSeq lists its product as uncharacterized. The transcript is spliced from 2 exons. The record is from RefSeq and is a predicted model, not a curated record. Lineage: Eukaryota; Fungi; Ascomycota; Dothideomycetes; Pleosporales; Pleosporaceae. The coding region runs from base 112 to 2799 and encodes 895 amino acids.